Musca vetustissima is the source of this 435-nucleotide messenger RNA. Its product is annotated as general odorant-binding protein 57c-like. The record is from RefSeq and is a predicted model, not a curated record. The transcript has 2 exons. Gene Ontology annotation, molecular function: odorant binding. Gene Ontology annotation, biological process: sensory perception of smell. Bases 1 to 435 code for a protein of 144 amino acids. Lineage: Eukaryota; Metazoa; Arthropoda; Insecta; Diptera; Muscidae.
AUGAAAGCUGUCAACGGUCGCCUCAUUCUAUUGGCAAUGCUGCUGGCCAUUGUGGAAUUAACACAGGCAAUCGACUUACAACACCUCGAAGAGAAAGCCAUGCAAGUUGCCAAGGAAUGUGUUAAAGAAACGUCACUGAGUUCGGAUGAAGUUAAACUUUUUAUGGAAAAUGCUAAGAAAGAAAUCGACGAAAUGAAAUUCACCGAUAAAAUGAAAUGUUAUAUGUCUUGUUUGUAUAAGAAAGUUGGUAUAUUCGAUGCGAAUGGUAAACCGAAAAUUCCGGAAUUGACCAAAUUCUUAGAAGAACGUUACAAGAACAAAAAGGAUAAAGUAAAACCGGCUAUGAUGAAAUGUGCAGCAAUGAAUGAUCCAAAUCUAUGUGAACAUGUUUUCAAAUUUGAAGGUUGCAUUGCUAAAGAAAUUAUGGGGAAAUAA